CAAGGUUAUUGACAACCCUGUGCAGUAACGACAUUUCCGUAGACUUUAGUUUCUAAACACUUCAAAUUCAAAUCAUUUUGCCCGAAAUGCGUGUUACUCUGUCCCGGUUGGCCAGCUUCACUCCAAAGCUGAAGGAGCUGAGGAUCAUACUGGAUCCCAAAGGGGAGGCCUCCAAGGGAGCCAGGGAAUAUGUGGAAAGAUUCUAUCCAAACCUCAAGAAACACAACCCAGAUCUUCCGAUCCUGGUGCGCGAGUGCUCCGGCGUCCAGCCGCGGCUCUACGCCCGCUAUGGCAACGGCAAAGAGGUCUCCCUGUCCCUGGCCAACCAGGCUGCUCCCGACAUACACAAAAACCUGGAGGCAGUGGGCAAAUAGUUCGUACGCUUAGAAAUCUCUCUUAGGCGGCAAUAAAUACGUAUAUGCGCAAAUACGCGUAUAUUAAGUAACACAUUA
Molecule: messenger RNA, 452 nt
Organism: Drosophila biarmipes
Lineage: Eukaryota; Metazoa; Arthropoda; Insecta; Diptera; Drosophilidae
Gene: ND-B8
Product: NADH dehydrogenase [ubiquinone] 1 alpha subcomplex subunit 2
Exons: 3
Coding region: 87-374 (95 amino acids)
Source: RefSeq, a predicted model, not a curated record